AAUUAUUUUAUUACUACUACUGAAAAAUGCCAAACUAAGUCUGACGUGGUUACGAUGUGGCUGUGGGACCCAUUUCUGACCAAACAACAACCUCUUCAUCGACACAACAUAGACAAUUUCAGCUGAAAUAAACCACCGAUUGUUUGCAAAAUAGGGGGCGGUGUGGAUUUGUCUUUUAGGGCUUCAAACUUCCUUAGAUUUAUGAAUUCGCCCGGUUAAUUUCUCUAUUUCAGCCGCCGGUACCGGUGAAUUCUGGCCGUGGAACUCCUCAAAUUCAGCCGCUGGUGCCGGUAAAAUUCUGGCCGGAGAAAUGGGGAUGGCAUGGGACGAUGUUGUUUUGAUGGAACCCGGUGUGAAAUCGGGUGACCCGACUGUUAUAACCGUGAAUUGCCCCGAUAAAGCUGGACUCGGAUGCGAUCUCUGUCGUAUCGUUCUUGAAUUCGGACUCUAUGUAAACCGCGGAGAUUUUGCCACCGAUGGGAAAUGGUGUUACAUAGUACUAUGGGUUGUCCCACGUCCAAGCUGUCUGAAAGUUGAUUGGGCAAGCUUGAAAAAUCGGCUUAUGUCUGCAUGUCCAUCAUGCAUGAUUCCGUAUUACUUAAGCCAACAGUCCACUUGUUCCCCACGUCCUACAGUUUACCUAUUGAAGGUUUUUUGCCUAGACAGGAAAGGGUUGCUACAUGAUGUUACCAAGGUCCUUUGCGAGCUCGAGCUAACAAUUCAAAGAGUAAAAGUUAUGACAACACCAGAUGACAAAGUUUUGGAUCUCUUCUUCUUAACAGAUGACAUGGACUUGCUGCACACGAAACAAAGACGAGAUGAGACGUGUGAACAUCUAAGUGAUGUUUUGGGAGAAUACUGCAUUAGCUGUGAGCUUCAGUUGGCAGGGCCUGAAUGCGAAGUUCAGCAAGGAUUCUCUUCUCUUCCACAAGAAGUUGCAGAAGAAUUGUUUAGUUGUGAAUUGUCUAAGGAAGCAGUUCCUAAGUCCUCUUCUUCUGAUACGGCAAAAUUAAAGAAGGCAACCAUCACAGUGGAUAACUUAUUGAGCCCAGUCCAUACCUUGCUUCAAAUACAAUGUGUUGAUCAAAAGGGUCUCAUCUAUGACAUUUUGAGGACUUCAAAGGACUGUGAUAUUCAGAUUGCUUUUGGAAGAAUCUUGUCUUCCGCCAAGGGCUAUCGCACCAUAGACCUAUUUAUCCAGAGAACAGAUGGGAAAAAGAUUCUAGAUGAUGAAAACCAAGCAUCCUUGUGUUCUCGCUUGAAGGAAGAGAUGCUUCAUCCACUGCGAGUCACUGUUGCUAGUCGUGGCCCAGAUACAGAACUAUUAGUUGCCAAUCCUGUUGAGUUAUCUGGGAAGGGAAGGCCGCGUGUCUUCUAUGAUGUCACAUUUGCCUUAAAAAAGCUUGGGAUCUGUAUUUUCUCGGCUGAAAUUGCAAGGCAUUCAACAGCAGAGCGGCAGUGGGAAGUAUAUAGGUUCCUUUUGGAUGAAAGCCCAGAGUAUCCGUUAGCCAGCAAGCGAGCUCGAACUGAAAUCUUGGAGAAAGUUAAAAGAACAUUAAUGGGUUGGUGAAAUUCAAGAAUUACCAAGGCACCAAGUCUUUAACUCAGGUCAGCAACAUACAAGUGUUGUCACCAUGUAUAUAUAUCCGCAACAAGACUAAAGCGUAAGGAGAACCCUGGGCUAUCGGAGAACCAUCGCUUCCAAAGUUCAGUUUGUGACUUAUCUAGGCUUCUAUGGGUUAGCAGCUGUAUGAGUUUUAUUUCUCUACUCUCUUGACAUAAAAGAAUCUCCUCCAGUUAUCCAUUUCUUUUCCCUUUCUGCAUAUUCUGUUGUUUAUGGGCAGUGUAUAUUGGUUUAUUCGAAGAUAUAAUGUUGCUUCUCCAUUCCUCAUCGCGAUAUACAGGUUUUGUC
Messenger RNA from Nicotiana attenuata, 1912 nucleotides. Its product is annotated as ACT domain-containing protein ACR9-like. The transcript has 6 exons. Bases 311 to 1570 code for a protein of 419 amino acids. The record is from RefSeq and is a predicted model, not a curated record. NCBI's taxonomy places the organism in Eukaryota, Viridiplantae, Streptophyta, Magnoliopsida, Solanales, Solanaceae.